ACAGGGGACAGUGCAGGGGCGCCGUGACACGGAGGUGCCGCCGGGCGGGAGGAGCAUCCUCCGGGGAUCGGGGCGAGCCCGUGGCCCUGGAGCGGCGGAGAGCACAGAGCUGCCCGGGCAGCGGCGCGGACACACCGCGGUGCUGCUGCGGGGGCUCAGUCCCGCCCGUAGGGCUGCCAGAAGCACCGCACACAACCAGCUUGGUGAGGAACUCUACCCUCUUUAAGUUCUCUUCUAGACAUAACUGCCAGGUAGAUUUUUAACAAUGAACAGUAUUGCCAAAAGCCUUUUGAAAUCGGUUAAACACGGCCGAGCUGCGUGGCUGAGAAGCAGCUCAUCUCGCCCUGGAAAACAGUGUUCUCGGAGGCUGGUUUUGGGAAUAGAGACGAGCUGUGACGACACGGGUGCUGCUGUGGUGGAUGAUGCCGGCUGUGUCCUGGGAGAAGCCCUGCACUGUCAGAAGGAAGUCCAUUUACAAACAGGUGGAAUAAUUCCUGUGGUGGCACAGCAGCUUCACAGAGAAAACAUCGAGCAAGUGGUAGAAGAGGCGCUUCGUGUCAGUGGCGUUUCUGUAGCUGAGCUUGCAGCUGUUGCAACUACAGUGAAACCUGGACUUGCUCUAAGCCUUGGGGUGGGGCUGGAGUACAGCCUGGCCUUGGUGAACAGGCACCAGAAGCCGUUCAUACCCAUCCAUCACAUGGAGGCUCACGCGCUGACCGUCAGGCUCACACAUCACCUGGAAUUUCCCUUCUUGGUUCUUUUGGUCUCUGGAGGCCACUGUAUCUUGGCAGUAGCACAAGGAGUGUCAGAUUUCCUUCUGCUUGGACAGUCCAUAGAUAUUGCACCGGGUGACAUGCUGGAUAAGGUGGCAAGAAGACUGUCUUUAAGAAAGCACCCAGAGUGCCACAGCAUGGCUGGGGGGCAGGCGAUAGAGCACUUGGCUCAGACUGGAAACCAGGAACAGCUCAUGUUCCGACUGCCCAUGAACCAGUAUCGGAACUGCAACUUCUCUUUUUCUGGACUUCUGAACCUCGUCAAUAAUGCCAUUGCACAAAAAGAAAAAGAAGAAGGUACUGAGGAAGGUGAGAUCCUGUCCUGCGUUGGGGAUGUUGCUGCUGCCGUCCAGCACGCAGUGGCUGUUCACAUCAUCCAGCGCACCUAUCGGGCCAUGCUGUUCUGCACCAAAAAUAGCAUCUUGCCACCAAAAAAUGCAACCUUGGUUGUAUCAGGAGGAGUUGCAAGUAAUCAGUAUAUCCGAAAAGGUUUACAGAAUUUGGCAGAAGCAAAUGAUUUUGCUUUACUGUGUCCUCCUCCGAGACUGUGCACUGAUAACGGUGUAAUGAUUGCAUGGAAUGGCAUUGAAAGGUUACGUGCAGGACUUGGUGUUCUACACGGGACCGACGGCAUCCGCUACGAGCCCAAAGCUCCCCUUGGAAUUGAUAUUUCCAAAAGAGUUGAAGAAGAUUCCAUCAAGGUGCCAAAAUUAAAACAGAUACGAUGGUUGGCAUCUUAAAAAGUAACUUAGUAAAUGCAAAUAUAAAUUGUUCAAUAAAAACUGUUUCAAUGCUG
This is a messenger RNA of Lepidothrix coronata (blue-crowned manakin), 1569 nucleotides long. It is a transcript of the gene OSGEPL1, whose product is annotated as O-sialoglycoprotein endopeptidase-like 1. The record is from RefSeq and is a predicted model, not a curated record. Gene Ontology annotation, cellular component: mitochondrion. Lineage: Eukaryota; Metazoa; Chordata; Aves; Passeriformes; Pipridae. Gene Ontology annotation, biological process: tRNA threonylcarbamoyladenosine modification. Bases 266 to 1513 code for a protein of 415 amino acids. The transcript has 8 exons.